Molecule: messenger RNA, 3818 nt
Organism: Pomacea canaliculata
Lineage: Eukaryota; Metazoa; Mollusca; Gastropoda; Architaenioglossa; Ampullariidae
Product: radial spoke head 10 homolog B-like
Exons: 19
Coding region: 139-2814 (891 amino acids)
Source: RefSeq, a predicted model, not a curated record
UGGAAAUAUCAUUCUCAAAUCAACAAAUAACCUAAACUAAACUAACUAAAAAUAUGUAUAGCUUCAAUAUUUAGAAUCUCCCUGGUCGUCGUGAAACCUUUAGCUUCGGGAUAGCCAUUGUUUACAGGAGUGAUAGACAUGGCAACUAAGGAAAAGGCAAAGAAGGGAGGAAAGGAUUCAGAUAAAAAGAACAAAAAAAUUGAAGAUGAAGACAAAAAGAUAGAAAAAGCAGCCACAGAAAAUCUUGGCACAAUAGAUGAGAACGUAAUUGUGAUUGAGCAAGAAGUAUCACCCCAGGAAUCAACUCAGCCGCUACCGGUGCAGGAGCCAGUGAUUGCGGUUAACGAAUAUGAAGAACCCGUACUUGCAGAGCUGAUUAUUGAAAGCUAUGAAGGUGAAAAAGUAAAAGGACUUUAUGAUGGUUUAGCAGUUGCUCGUUUCAAAGACAAGCACACAUAUGAGGGUCAGUUUUCAGAGGGUCUUAUGCAUGGCAAAGGCAAAUACACUUGGGCUGAUGGUGUGAUUUAUGAGGGUGACUUCUUUCGAAAUGUUGUGACUGGAAAGGGCUUAUAUCUGUGGCCAGAUGGCAGCUGUUAUGAAGGAGAUGUUGUUCAGGGGAAGAGACAUGGGCAAGGAGAGUUUCGGUGGAAAGACAAUGUCAUGUCAUACAGUGGUGACUGGAAUCAGGGUUUUCGACAUGGAAAGGGUAGAAUGAGUUAUGAUGUUACAGGAAAAUCCUUUUAUGAUGGUGACUGGGUGAUGAAUCUUCGACAUGGCUGGGGUGUACGUCAAUAUGCUUCUGAAAAUGUGUAUGAAGGAAUGUGGUUCAACAAUGCUCGCCAUGGACAAGGCACAAUGAAAUGGGCUGAUAAAGAUCAGAUCUACACUGGUCAGUGGGAGAAUGGCAUUCAGCAUGGUUUGGGGCAGCAUACUUGGAUUCUUCGACGAGUUCCUGGUUCACAGUAUUCUAUGCGUAAUGUGUAUGAUGGCGAGUUUGUCAAUGGCCUUAGACAUGGCUAUGGUACCUUUCACUAUGCCAAUGGUGCUUCAUAUUCUGGAUACUGGAACAACAACAUGAAACAUGGAAAGGGCAAGUUCCUAUUCAAGAAUGGGCGGAUCUAUGAGGGCAUGUUUGAACAUGAUCAUAUUGUAGAAUACCCUGACUUUAGAAUGAACGGCACCACCACUCCAGACAUUUCUGGUAUCAGAACAAGAACUCCUCUUCCUUCAGAUGAUGUGUCUAUACAAAGCAAUGAGAGCCGCAACACAAUCACCCCAAAUUUCCAGUUGGAAAUCGAUGCUUUGCUUAGCGAGUUCCCCGAGGAUGACCAAGAAGAAGAAAUUAAUCAUGUUUUGGUUGUGAUUACACGCCAUGUUAGCAGUCUCCGUAAAAUUUACCAGUUUUACAGUCGGCUAGGAUUUGAAGAAAGCCUUGAUAAUACUUUCUCACUGUCACGCAUGCAGUUCUGGCGUUUUGCCAAAGACUGUCAUUUUCACCAUAGUGGCAAAACACUAAUGGAAAUGGAUCGCUACAUUGGCAAAUGCUACAACAAAGCCACCUUUGAACUUCAUAAUCCCUUUGAGCGCAUACUAAUGCGCCAGUUUAUCAACUGCUUGGUACUUCUUGCAUACCAGAUAUAUGGAGACCAAUUUCAAGACUCAGCUCCAGUCCUUGCAAACUGUCUGUCUACACUGAUCACAGAAAAUAUUCUUCGCCAUGCCUGCAAUGUCCAAGGACGCUUCUUUUAUGAGCCAAGACGGUCUAUCCAAGCUUUGAUUUAUGUGGACCAAAGCUAUGAGAUCUUCCAAUGCCUUUGCCACCCAAGAAAGCACUUACCAAAGGAACCAGCUUUCAAAAUGAGAGAGUUUUUGUUUCUGAUGAAGGAUCUGAAGCUGAUGAACAAUGACCUUACACCCCAGCAUGUCAUUAAGGUGUUGUCAAGUGAAGAUCCAGCCGUUGUGGAUGGAGAUGGCUUUUACAACCUUGAGCUUGAGAUGACAUUCCUGGAGUUUUUUGAGGCUCUGAUUGGUUGUGCUGAGAUUUAUGCUACUGAAGCCUUAGUGAAGGACCCAAUUACCCCUCGUCCCUCAACAGCGAUGACACACUCUGUCUAUUCGGUGCCAGCUUGUCCCUCACGUGUUGCCAGUCAUGCUGGAAUGGAGCAAGAAUUGGGAGAUACAAAUGCUCUUCAAACUCCACACGAAAAAGCAGCAAGUCCACCUUUUAGUGAAACGCCCCGUGCUCCAUCUUCCAAUGCAGGCACAGUGAAGACUACAAAAGGAGGCUCUGCAAAGAGCAAGAAACUACCCGUGCCUGCAACUAAACCAACAACAAAAGCAGCAGCAGCUGCAGGGGCGGCGACGGCAGCAACAUCAGCAGCAACAAAAGCAGAUAAGACAGGUGUUGAGUCCUCUAAUCAGCAAGACAGUAACAGAGAUCAAGCAGGGGAGCUGACGAGUGUUUCUGUUGCCAGUGGUCACACCAACAACACAGAAGAUCAACAAACACUGAUGCAAAGCUUAAUCUCCAUGGGAGGACUACGUGAUGCUGGAGAAUUUGAGGAGGGUUUAGCUGAUCAUGCAGGUGAAGGUCAACUUGACCUUCAAUGUGUGGAAGAAGAACUGGAUCCAGACACACGGAAGUUUAACUUCUGGACACACCAGGUCCAUGUAUUCUUCCAUAUGAAGUUUUUGAAAGCAGCUCAGUAUUUCAUAACUGUCAAGAAAGCGGUAGAAAGCCGGAGAAUUCAAGAAAAACUUUUACAAGCUUUUAUUGCUAAAAAUGCAUUAUCUUCUGAAUUGGAAUCCUCAUGAGGUUCUGCAGACUUGUGCAUUCUGGCAUGUAGAACUUGUUAAUACUUGUUGGUGUCGUGUUUACUGAAGGACUGAAAAAAGCGUGUGCAUGUGUGUGUGACAUGUGAGUACCUAGACAUGGAUAGCACUAAAUUAGUCCCCUUACUUUCCAGAAGGAUUAUUUUUGCCAAAGUUCUUUUAUUUGUUACCUUGUAGCUCCUAUGUCUCCUACUUUUAUAUGGACCAGUUAACUUUUGCACUGUGCAGAAACAUAGUGCUUUGUGUUGCCAAACAUCAAGAGGGUGUGUGAAAAAUAUUUUUCAGAGGAAGCGGGACUGCUGUCAUUAGGAUAUGCUAAUUUUUAUUAUGAUGAUUAUUAUAAUGAUAAUUAACACAAGUGUCAUAAAACCUCACAGCACUUCUCAUGUCUUUUCCACUAGAGAACAUCCUAUUAAAUGAUGUUACACAUCUUUUUUUUCAUUUGUAUAAUUGGAGAAUUAAUUCCUUAUGGAGGAUAUGACAAAUAUAUGAACAUGAUUCUAUGCUUAUAUUGAUUCCCUCACACACAUACAUGUACAAAAUUAUCAUACACUUUUUAAUGAGUGUGCUAUACAUUAUUGUGCAAGUCAAAACCUAUGGAAGUGUGCACAUAUAAAUGAGAAAGACAAUAUUCAUGUUUAUUGGUGAAAUGGUUUUCACCCACUCAAUCCUCCUCCUGAAAGACUAAGCAAGCCCAGUCACAACUCAUCAACAAACGAUGUUUAAUCAAGCCUGUUUUAUUCUGAGGCAGUGAAAUUUUACAUGUAUAUUUUCUGUUGUUGAAGCAGCAAUGAUACAUUAUAUACUAUUUUACUGCAUUUUUUUAAAAAUGAUGCAGAUUUGUGAUGAAUGUUAUGCCACACAAUAAGAACAAAUUUAAAUUUAAUGUCAAGAUCGUACACUGUACAAAUAUGCAUUAUUUGCAACAUAUACAACCAAUUUUUCAUAUGAUUGCACUUUUUUAAUCAAUAAAGCUCUGUACUGGC